UGUUUACAGCGUUAGSAACAAACACCUCACAUACUUUCUUUCUCGGGAUAUUGCGUGCUUUCCUCUGCUUGAAAGAGAUAGGGGAUAUUUGAUACACUGGGAAGGGGGGGGUUACCUUUUCUUCAUAUAUGCUUCUUUGAAAUGCGAGCUCCGGUAGAUUUCUUGAAAUCGUGAUGCCCCCUACUUGACUUGGGUUAACAUUUCUGGAUUGUGUUGUGUGUCAAGCCCCUCGCCAUUCUCUGGGUUGAUACGUAGAUACAUCAGCUACCCCGAAAGGUCUGUGCAUACAUUGCACACAUUAUCGAGUCCAUCUGACCGAGGAGGUCCGAAAAUCAAGAUUCCACAAUGACAGCUUCAAAGGAAGGAGAGGAGGACUUUGUGCAAGUAAGCCCCGAAUCAAGGAACUACAAAGGAAUAGCCAUCUCCCUGCUGGUCAUAGUGGCAGUUUGCUCCCUCAUCACCAUGUCUGUCUUUGUUCUCACACCAGUGGAACUUCCUGGUGUGGCUAACUCCAGACUUACUGUGCUGGACCUGUUUAAACCAGAGUUCUCUGUGCACGAUCCUGAGGCCAGGUGGAUAAGUGAUUCAGAGGUUUUGUACAGGAACCGAGACGGCCACGUCAUCAAGUUCAACUUUGCUUUAAACGAAACAGAAAUGAUCCUGAGAAAUAUCACGUUUGUGUCUUUCAAAGUUGCCAAAUAUUCCCUCUCUCCAGACAUGAAAUAUGUGCUAUUUGCUUACGAAGUGAAACAGGUGUAUAGACAUUCCUAUACUGCAUCGUACAUUGUUUACAACAUCCACACAAGAGAGGUGUGGGAAUUGAAUCCUCCGGAGGUCCAGAAUGCAGUGCUCCAGCAUGCAGCGUGGGGUGUGAAGGGACAGCAGCUGAUCUACAUCUUUGAAAACAACAUCUAUUACCAAUCAGAUGUGCAGAGCAAUUCUCUUAGGAUUACUUCGUCGGGAGAGGAAGGAGUCAUAUUUAAUGGAAUCGCUGACUGGCUGUAUGAAGAGGAGAUUCUGCAGUCACACAUAGUCCACUGGUGGUCACCUGACGGAGAGAGACUGGCCUUCCUCAUGAUCAACGAUACCCUGGUACCCAACAUGUUCCUGCCCCGGUUCACUGGCAGCCCCUACCCCAGAUCACAGGAGUACCCGUACCCCAAGGCUGGCCAGCCCAACCCUACAGUCAGGCUGUUGGUGGUGAACCUGUACGGUCCCACACACACUCAGGAGCUGGUACCACCUGAUGGCCUGAGAGGAAGAGAACACUAUGUGAGUAUGGUGAAGUGGAUCAGCAACACCCAUGCAGCGGUUCGAUGGCUCAACCGGCCCCAGAACGUGUCCUUCCUCACUGUGUGUGACGCCACCGUCGGAUCCUGUGUACAGAAACAUGAGGAAGCUUCAGAUCUCUGGCUCACCAGACAGAACCAGGAGCCAGUGUUUUCAAAGGACGGGAGCAGGUUUUUCCUGACCAUACCGGUGAAGCAGGGGGGACAAGGAGACUUCCAUCAUAUUGCCAUGCUCACCAAAUCGUUCAGAAGUGAUCAAAAUGAUGUCCGUCACUUGACGUCAGGCAACUGGGAGGUGACCAAGAUAUUAGCUUAUGAUGAGGGGGAGCAAACCAUAUAUUUUAUCAGUACUCAAGACUCCCCACAAAAGAGACACGUGUACAGUGCAUCUACUAUUGGUCUGUUCUCUCAACGAUGUUUGACCUGCGAGAUGAACCAGGAAGCAUGCACGUUCUUCGAUGCAGACAUCAGCCCGAACAAACAGCAUGUUAUUCUACAGUGUAAAGGUCCUGGUGCUCCAUCUGUGAUGCUACAGAGUUUUAAUGAUGUAAACACUUACUUUAUAUUGGACAACAACAUGCCGCUGAGAGCUGCCUUGGAAAUCAAAAAGAUCUCUAAGUCAGAUGUCAGGGUUAUCCAAGUGAAGACUUUGCUGCCUUUGAAACUCACCUAUCCACUUGACUUUUCUGAAUCUCUUCUCUAUGGCCUUCUUUUGAUUGUUGAUGGUGGGCCUGGCAGUCAGUCGGUGAGUGAUGAGUAUGAGCUGGGUUGGGACUCGGUGCUGGUCAGUUGUGAUGAGGUGAUCGUGGCCAGGCUGGACGGCAGGGGGACAGGCUUCCGGGGCCUGAGAGUCCUGCAGCAGGUCCACCAGCGCCUGGGUACCGUGGAUGUUCAGGACCAGAUAGCUGCAUUGGAAUACUUGAUGACACUCCCAUACAUUGACCGCGCGCGGAUCGGAAUCUACGGAAAGGGAUACGGUGCUUACCUCACCUUGAUGCUUCUGAGGUCCACUGCGCUGAUUAAGUGUGCAGCUGCUAAUUCCCCAGUGGUUGACUGGAAACUUUACGCUUCAGCAUUUUCAGAGCGAUACUUUGGCCUGACGUCAAAGAACGACAACAGAUAUCAAGUUUCUAGAGUGCUUCCAAAUAUGAAAGGACUGCAAGGAAACAUGAUGAAAGGACCGCAAGGAGCGGAUUUUCUGUUGAUUCAUGGAACCGCUGAUGCAAAUGUUCAUUUCCAACAUUCAGCAGAGUUGAUUAAGCACUUGAUCAAAAUUGGAGCGAACUACACAAUGCAGCUCUACCCAGACGAGGGCCACUUCCUGUCCCUGCAGAGCCAGAAGCACCUGUCUGAGUCCCUGGUUGGCUACUUCAGAACAUGUUUUCAGGACUUCAGCACACCGCUACCUGAGGAGAUAGUGGUUCAGAUGCAUGACUCCCGGUCAAAAUCAAGGUUCAAUAAAAUAGAAAACCUGAGGUUACACUGUCUCCCAUGUCUAUUCUCUCAGGUUUCUAGAGUGCUUCCAAAUAUGAAAGGACUGCAAGGAAACAUGAUGAAAGGACCCCAAGGACCGGAUUUUCUGUUGAUUCACGGAACAGCUGAUGCAAAUGUUCAUUUCCAACAUUCAGCGGAGUUGAUUAAGCACUUGAUCAAAAUUGGAGCGAACUACACAAUGCAGCUUUACCCAGACGAGGGCCACUUCCUGUCCCUGCAGAGCCAACAGCACCUGUCUGAGUCCCUGGUUGGCUACUUCAGAACAUGUUUUCAGGACUUCAGCACACCGCUACCUGAAGAGAUAGGCAAAGAGGAUGAUGACUGACAGGGUUGAGGUUAGAUGGUGACUGACAGGUUUAGGGUUAGAUGAUGACUGACAGGGUUAGGUUUAGAUGGUGACUGACAGGAGGACGUGCAGACGGGCCGUGUGUGGAUCUGGGAUCGCUAUGUUGAAGCAGUACAGUGACUGCUCAGCCCUCGCGAGGGCUGUUGGCUGUUGAUUAGGUGUCCAAUGUAGGCAAGACAUAGCUGAUGUGGGGUAAUGUGGUGUGUGUGUGUGUGUGUUUGGUGUGUGCGUGCGUGCGUGCAAAAUGCAGGACUACAGAUCAUGGAGGCUUUCUAUUGGUAGAACAGCACAAUGGUUGAUGGACAAAAUCUGAGAGUUAAAUGUUAUUUUUGACAUUUUUUAAAAUUCCACUCAGUGAUACACUGGUUUCUCCCUUCACAGCUUUUACCAUCAGCUGUAUCGUUAUACUGUGAAAGCAUGCUUUUGUUGAAGCCCACGUUUAUCCACAUUAUUCCAAUUGUACUAAGCAUCAUCAACACAAUUCUACCGCUUUCAGUCUGUCUUAUCCCAUUCCUAUCUGUGCACUAAUAAUGCCUCAAUUGUACUUUCAGUUACUGACAUGCACACAUAUUAGGUGACGUUACAUACGAUAUAGCACCAUAUUAUCUGAUGAAGUGCUAUUUUUCAUGUCUUAUGAUAUGCUGUUUUCAGCUGUACGUUUACAGUAUACAGUGUGUAUAUUUUUGAGAUAUGUGUUACAGGGGGUGAUCUAUUCGAAUAUUGUGUGAAUGAAGGGUCUUUGUUUUUGCUGCGGUUUGUUACACUUCAGAUUAAUAGCCAUUGUCUUUGGAUUAAUUGAACAAUAAAGAAUUUAAGAAAACAA
Messenger RNA from Salvelinus sp. IW2-2015, 3952 nucleotides. Lineage: Eukaryota; Metazoa; Chordata; Actinopteri; Salmoniformes; Salmonidae. The record is from RefSeq and is a predicted model, not a curated record.